Pyricularia oryzae 70-15 is the source of this 2183-nucleotide messenger RNA. RefSeq lists its product as uncharacterized. The transcript is spliced from 2 exons. The coding region runs from base 310 to 1140 and encodes 276 amino acids. NCBI's taxonomy places the organism in Eukaryota, Fungi, Ascomycota, Sordariomycetes, Magnaporthales, Pyriculariaceae. The record is from RefSeq and is a predicted model, not a curated record.
UGUUACGGAGUGGCGUGCCUGGGCGACUGCCAACCGUGACUAGCUCCACCUCACGUGACAAGGCGCCAGGGUGAGUUUGUUAUUUGUUCGCUUAGGCGCGUGUACGCGAUUGGCACUGCGUGCCUUUCUUCUUCCUUUACACUUAGCUUUAGAUCUUCGAAUAGAAUCGCCCCUAUAUUGCAGCCUUGUCUCUCUGGGAUCGCUUUCGUGACAUUAUCUAAAGCUCAACCAAUCAGCUACCGGGAACGGUAUAAUAAUAUUCACGAUACCGAAGAAAAAACACGAACGCCUAUAAGGCACGAUACCGAAAUGGCCAAGAACGACGCCGAACGGCAGCCGACCGCCCAGUUGGGAAGGCAAGAGGUCGAAUCUGACCACGGUCGCCCCGAGACAGGUCCCCCCCGCGCAGAGCGCCAGCGUCAGCAGCCUACGGUACGAACACGGGCCCAGCGUCGCCCGUCGACCCGGGAGCGCGUGGGAAAUACUGUGACGGUUAGGGGGGAGGACGAGACCACCGAUUCCCGAGAAGACACCGACGAACCCGUUCGGUUAGAUGAUUGGGACCAGCGAGUUUUACCAUCAAUAGAUAUUGAUGGGCCGACACGCAAAACCAACGAGGCUCCUCUUUCCGAGGAAGAACACCAGAUGAUAGUAGACGAAUUGGAAGAUCGCAUUGCCCAUAUGCAGGACCAAAUCGAUUUACUAAACAACACCAAGCAAGAAAACGAGGCCACCAUUUCGCGCCUGCUCCGCGAAGCCCGUUCCCGACGAGAAACUACCGCGAUUAGUAUUGGUACCGGUUCCGGUGGUUCGCACCACAAAUCCCGCGUAAAGGAUCCUCCGACAUUCUCAAAUAACCCCGACAAAGACGAGGUUACUUUCGAGGUUUGGCACCGCCGGAUUGAGAACAAGUUGUUGCUCGACGGAGCGCAUUAUCCCACCGAUGCAGAUAAGCGCGCCUACGCAACUCUCUCCCGUACACAAAAUUUUCAGUAUGGGCGCACGGACCAUGCUGUUAACGUUUGCGCGGGACUUCCGCCUGUAGCCCUAACAGGCGCGCACACACGAAAAACUCUUCAACCUGUCGCCCUAAGCACCGUCACUACACGGAACGCCUUUCCUCGCAACACCCAUGUAUAAUCGACAGAUCUCCCCUUUGACGAGUUUUCCACUGAUCGCGGUGAAGGAAGAGUCCGAUCGGCGGCUCGGCGCGCCACCCGCAUAGAGGCGCACAAGACAAGGCCCAAUCUCGCGAUGCGAGCCAGCGUGGCACAAAAAACUUUGCCAGCCGGAAAGGCAGGCGUCCUUCCCCGGAAGGCUAGACAAUACGGUUUAAAAGAAAGGGAAAUUAGGCUGAGAACCACCCGACGGUUCUUCGAAUCGACAGGGCACCCUCUCACCCCCUCACACCUUCUGGGAUUGCCUGCAGCGAGGAGGUAGUGCCGUUACGGGGGUUGGUUAGUUGUACGUGGACCGGAAGCACUGUGCCGGCGCGGCAGUCUCCAAAGGGUCCCGACAGCAAGACGUGGUCGGCCCAUUGCUGGAGACGGCUUUGGGUAACGGGAAGCAAGAAACGUGGGCACGGCCUUGGUUCGCACCCUUGGUACACCCCGUGGACGGUGGGCCGUGGUGGAAUAGUGUGACUGAGGCGCCCCAUGCUUCUCACUCGCACUGGGAAUCUGCGCCGGGUCUGGAGGACGGGAAGAACUCGAUUGCAUUCAUGUCCACAUUGUGGCGCUGGGCUAGCCCAGGAACCAACGGGGGACUAAGCUGUGGAUGGACAUGUACGGGGUGUCGCCGGCUUUUCGAAGCUUUCUACUCGCACUAGGGACGUACACCGGGGCAGAUGAUGUCGUCGGCAUGUUAGGCGGAAGAGACGCUAUUUUAGCCGGAGAGGACGGAUGCGCGCGUCGGUCUACCAAGAGGCCUUUUUGUGGAUGCGGUAGGCUUAAGGUGCAAACCUUGUAUUUACGUGGCAGGCUGGGUAUCCAGCGACUAGGAGGGCUCUAGCUGGCCUGUCCGUUAGAGGGUCUGGUCCAACCCUGUGACUAUAGUUUACUGUAGGAAAUGCAAGGGCAACCCGGAAAUCCGGAUUAAUGGUAGAACGGUUACCCCGGUCCAACUACCGGGCGGUCGACGCGGACAAAGCGCCUCCGGGGCCGAGCGCUACCCGGGCAUGCGUU